Messenger RNA from Vidua macroura (Pin-tailed whydah), 1708 nucleotides. RefSeq names its product methionine sulfoxide reductase B2 (gene MSRB2). Gene Ontology annotation, molecular function: peptide-methionine (R)-S-oxide reductase activity. Gene Ontology annotation, cellular component: cytoplasm. The coding region runs from base 230 to 778 and encodes 182 amino acids. NCBI's taxonomy places the organism in Eukaryota, Metazoa, Chordata, Aves, Passeriformes, Viduidae. The transcript has 6 exons. Gene Ontology annotation, biological process: response to oxidative stress; protein repair. The record is from RefSeq and is a predicted model, not a curated record.
GCCUUUGCCAUUCCUUGAUCCAGGACACGCAUCUAGGACAGCAAGAGCGCUUUUGCAUGCAAGUACCAGACCUGUUCUCCUUAAAAACAACCUAGAAUAGCUGCAAGCAAAUGUCUCAACAGGAUUUUGUUAUGUUUACGGCUUCAGCGAGUAUUCAUUUUUAAACUGGUCUCGGUGGAACGCAGUGAUUACACACGGCCGGCGUCUUCCCUGGUCCCGCCCCGCCGCUAUGGCGGCUCGUCCGCUCGGGAGGAUGCUCGGGAGCCGCCGCCUGCUGCUCCUGCUCCGCUCCCCGCUGCCGAGCGCCGGCUGCGCCCGCGCUGCGCACAGAGGCACAGGCACAGACCCCCUCACUAAACAAGCUGAAGCAGCUGCUGCUACAGACUGGAAAAAAAAAUUGACUCCGGAACAAUUCUAUGUAACGCGAGAAAAAGGAACUGAACUGCCAUUCAGUGGGAUCUAUCUGAAUAACACAGAAUCAGGAAUAUACUGCUGCGUGUGCUGCAAUGCCCCCCUCUUCAGCUCAGAGAAGAAGUACAAUUCUGGGACUGGAUGGCCAUCUUUUUCUGAGGCUUAUGGUACUUGUGGCAGAGAUGAAAGUAAUACCAAUAUUGUGAGACGACCAGAUAACUCACUGGGGUCAAGUAGAACUGAAGUCAUCUGCAAACAGUGUGAUGCCCAUCUAGGCCAUGUGUUUGAUGAUGGACCCGCACCUUCUGGGCAGAGGUUCUGUAUCAACAGCAUUUCGUUAAACUUCAAACCAGGCUCUGGUCAGUGAGAAGUGGCUCUCUCUGACUUGCAGAACAUUCUUUCUUUGCUUGUACAGCAUGCUUUUAAUACAUAAUUCAAAUUUUAGUAUUUGUGCUGUAGUAGCUUUGUUUUUCAGCUGUUAUCAUUGUUGAUAAAAUACAUAUUUUUGUUUUAACUCUUUGUCAGUCUGUCUUUUCAUGGUUAGUGUGGUGUGUUGAACUGCUUAUUGUAUUUUUUAAUUUAAAAAUCUGUGCAAUAGUUCACAUUUGCAGCUAUCAUCAUUAACUGUAUUGAGGCUGCUGAAAUGAGGUGCUCUCCUGAACCUGACUGCCUAUUCUGAGCAGUAGUUGUGGCACUCAGGAACACAGAUGUAUAUGGCUGAUCAUGGUAAACUUACACUUCUAUAAAAUCAUCAUAUCCUUCUAAAGGGAAGCAAAAAUAACAUGAAUCUUCAAAUAAGGUCUGAGGGGUUUUUUUCCCCCCUGAUAUGAGAGACCCUUAGCUGAGCCAAGUGACUUUUUUGUGAACCCAUAAAAGCAAAGUCCUGAAGGAGGACCUAAUUAAAACUAUUUCAGGCAAUGGAACCAGUGGAGACAUAAAGUCUUUCUUCUUUUAAAUCAAUUAUUUUGAUUCUGUAUCCAAUAGCAGAGUUGAAAUAGGGUUUGCUCCAGAAACUUCUCUUACCGCAAUUAUAUGGUAAUAAUGUAAUGAUACGUGUAAUAUUUUCAGACUUCUGUUAUCACUUGUGUAUUUCAGAAUCCAAAAAUAAAAAUGAAUAUGCUAUUUACUGUAUUUGGGGGAAACAAAUCAGCAUAAAAAAACAGGCUUGGUGAAGUGUUGCUUUUGAUGCCUUGUCUGUUCUUCCUUGUACAAGUUUGUAAAUACUUCUGCGCUCUCCCAAGCAUUGUCAUUACAGUUUGCCCUAACAGCAAAAUAAAUCCUAUGUCUGUUAAAUUGA